GCAAACACGGGUAGAAGACCUCGUGUCUGCAGCGUCACCACGAUAAAGGCAAACACGAGAAAGCAAUCUUCCCUUCCGGAAUACCGCGCAGGAAUGCGGCGUAACGUUCUGCUAACCACCAGGCAUCUGUCCUGCGUACAACAUGAAGCUCAGCUAGAAGUUUGCACCCUCUCUACCUACUUCUAGAAGUGUACCGCGAGGUCUUGAACGCUCGAAAGAUACUUUUGGCGAGAACAGGACGUGAGAUGCAAGCGUCGGAACUGCCACUUGCACCUUCUAGGUUUAUGCUUGAAAGAACGUUUGCCUGCUCCCCAGUGACAUGUACUGUACAUGCGGGCAUCGUACCCGGCGAGGUCUCUCCACACCCAGAGUACAACUGGGGAAGUUCAAGGCUGCGCAUGAGUUUGCGGAGAGGGCAGAAGUAUGACAGCCGAGGGCAUUCAGCGAACCUAAGCAACAUGACCUCGAAUCCUGGCGUCAAGAGAGUUCACUUGAUUAUGGUCUGGCUCGAGGGAGCGUCCUGGCGUUGGUGGAAAGGCAUGCGGUACCGGCGAGAAGGCACACUUCAGUACGUGAAGUCAGGCUGCUUGCCCUGCAGUAUGUCCUCCGAUACGGCAUUCUACUUCAUGUCAUACGACAGCAGCGAAAAACGGGCGACUAGUAGUACGUCAGUCAGCCCUCUACCACAGCCUUCGUAGCGAGGACACGGAAACGGAAAUAUGCCCAGAUCUCAGUAUUGGCUUUGGUAAAACAGGGGUGAGUGUGGUAAGACUUGCCCGUUUCCCAGUCGCUCUGCUGGCUGGAAUGCGUUCG
Molecule: messenger RNA, 813 nt
Organism: Aureobasidium subglaciale EXF-2481
Lineage: Eukaryota; Fungi; Ascomycota; Dothideomycetes; Dothideales; Saccotheciaceae
Exons: 1
Coding region: 246-698 (150 amino acids)
Source: RefSeq, a predicted model, not a curated record